UAAACGGGUCGCCACUAAGCAGAGCUGACCUUCGAUCCGUUAAUAUAAACUUGUGUGAUAUGUGCGUUAUCCUAUCGGCGAAGGUUCCAAGCAGCGAAGACCCUACGCUAGCCGACAAAGAAGCCAUUUUAGCAUCGCUAAAUAUCAAAGCUAUGACGUUUGAUGAUACAAUAGGUGUUUUAACCAACCAUUCAAGCAAUCAAGAGGGAUUUCCCCCACUUGGAAGUCCUGUGGCACUACAAAGACGAGGAUCUGUUUAUGGAACCAAUGUUCCUCUCAUCACAGAGUUAGUAAACGAUUCCAAUGUCCAGUUUCUGGACCAAGAUGACGAUGAUGACCCUGACACAGAACUCUACUUGACUCAACCCUUUGCUUGUGGGACUGCUUUUGCCGUUAGUGUGCUAGAUUCUCUAAUGAGCACAACGUAUUUCAAUGCUAAUGCCUUGACACUGAUACGCUCGCUGAUCACUGGAGGAGCAACUCCCGAGCUAGAACUCAUCCUGGCAGAGGGCGCUGGAUUACGUGGCGGCUACUGCACUCAACAGACGAUAAUCAACAGAGAUCGUUGUAGAGUUGGUCAAAUUUCACUAUAUGAUGGACCUUUGGCUCAGUUUGGGAUCCCCUUUCCAGUGUCUCAGUGUCAACUUUGA
Messenger RNA from Limulus polyphemus (Atlantic horseshoe crab), 650 nucleotides. Its product is annotated as calcium-activated potassium channel slowpoke-like. Lineage: Eukaryota; Metazoa; Arthropoda; Merostomata; Xiphosura; Limulidae. The record is from RefSeq and is a predicted model, not a curated record. Gene Ontology annotation, cellular component: postsynaptic membrane. Bases 60 to 650 code for a protein of 196 amino acids. The transcript is spliced from 6 exons. Gene Ontology annotation, molecular function: large conductance calcium-activated potassium channel activity.